CUCAGUCCUCAUCUUCAUUUCUAGAGUCUCUCCAUCUCUCUCUUCUGCAACGACCACUAGUCAUCAUGGCAUCUAAGAUGGUUAUUCAGCAGCCUAGGCCCCUCGUUUUGGCACCUGGUUCUGACCAAUGGUCCUCAAGCAUCUGUGAAUGUGACAACGUCAAUGACUGUUGCUUUGCGUGCUGGUGUUUACCAUGUUUCGCCUGCAUCACAUCCAGAGAUCACGGAGAGUGUCUCUGCUUGCCUUUGCUGGACAGCUGUGGUUUCCUCCCACCCAUCACUUUGGCGAUGAGAGUGUCUGUCCGACGCACCUACGGCAUCGAGGACUCCAUUUGCAAUGACUGUGUGUAUGCUUGCUGCUGCGGACCAUGCUCCUGGUGCCAGAUAAGACGUGAGUUGAAAGCUCGUAACCAUCCCGUCACUCUCAUCAACAACCGAGCAAAAUAAAGAGUUUCAUCAUCAUUAUCAUCAUCAUGAUUGCCACCAUUUUGUAACCUCAACUCUGAAAUAAGCUUUAAGAGUGUCAGAGAAGUGUAAUGCUCUGUUUGGAAUUCAGUUCUGACCCAGGGAUUGGUGUGGAAUUCAGUACUUGUCUACUGUCUAUUGAGAAAUGAAGACUGAAAUAUCUUCUCUAAAAUAAUACAUAAGUCUUUAUGGCAACAACCAUAUUAUUCUUUUAUAACUAAGACUUACUUCGAGCACAAUGACAUAUUUGCAUCAUUUUAGAGAUUAUGGCCCUGCAUUGGAAGGUACUUGUUUAUUUUGUUUCAAACCUGUUACUUUUAGUUGUUGUUUUUAAUGUUAUCAAUUACUUUUAAUGCAUUAUAAUGUCAUAAGACAUAUGUUUGAAUAAAAGAAUUGUAUUAA
Molecule: messenger RNA, 866 nt
Organism: Myxocyprinus asiaticus (Chinese sucker)
Lineage: Eukaryota; Metazoa; Chordata; Actinopteri; Cypriniformes; Catostomidae
Product: cornifelin homolog B-like
Exons: 4
Coding region: 66-446 (126 amino acids)
Source: RefSeq, a predicted model, not a curated record